CAUCACUUUACUAAGAUUGACAGUUAAAAAACCCAAAUCCAUAUCUUCUUGCUAAGGUAAAGAUAACAGGAUCAAAUAGACUAUAGCCAACAUUUAGAAGAUCAGAGUAACUGGGAUUAAUUAUAGGGAAAAAGCAACACAGAAAGCAGUCCUUUCUGCUGAAAGAAAUACUGAAUGAAGUAAGCGCAUAUACAAAAACAUGCUGAUGAGCAACAGUUCGUACUGAUUUGUCAACAAGCUGUCAACAACUCUGACAUGCAUAUAUCUUGUGAACAUAGAAAUGUAGGAAAUACAAUUCUUGACUUCAAUAAGGUGUUCAUGCUGUUUCUUACAAUAUGGACCUAAAAUAGCUAGUAAGUAAUGAUUCAUAUGAUCAUUAGCAGAAACUUUGUGCAUAGAUAUAUCACUGCCAAAACAGGUAUUUAAUUAAAAAUGUCACAGAUUCCAAGUUGGUUUUGUUUUUUUUUUAAUUGUGUUUUGUUUUAUUUUGGUUUAUUUUAUGGGCUUGUCUGGUUUUAAAUCUAACAUAUUUAGUUACUUAUCAUAAGAAAAUUAUUAUAUUACUCACAACUACCCAAAUGUUAUAAUUGCCUUCAUUGGUCACAUGCAUAUAAAUACAUGUUUUGUCUUUAUUUUGUUUUUUGUGGUUUCUUUCUUCUCCACUUCUGGAGGAUCACACAAAUGAACAAGUGCAUUAUGAAAGGUUUAUGCUUUUAAACUCUCAGUUAAGAUGACAGACAUCUUCUAAACGCACUCCAAAAGGGCUGCAAAACAACUAAUUUUUUAUUUUUUAUUUUUCUGGUCUAAAAUAAACAUUACAAAGUCCAAAUUAAAAUAGAAAGCCACCUUUUAAACCAAAAGUAGUAUCUUACUGGGCAAAUCAACACUGACCUCUUAUUUUUUUGCUAUUCUAAAAUUCAGUAAAAUUAUUUUUUAAGAUUGUUUAAAUACUAUCUUGCAUUAUGAAGCUUUUCAGUUCCGAUACUAGUUUAAAAAAAGAGAUUUGACUUCAUACCUGUUUUAUUUACUGCUCAAUAUUUAAUAGUAUUUAAUAUUUAAUACUAAGUAUUAGGCUCAAAAGCUCACACAUGACAAUUAUUCACAUAUGAGUAUGGGACAAAUUCCUGAUGACACUUCAUACACAAAUCUUGCAAAAAUGUGCUAGGUUACAUGCUAGGUUAGUCUUCAGACCUUAAGUAUUCAGUUAAUUAUCUUUGUAUAAAAAGGUGAUAUUGUUUAAUUCACCUUUGUUUUUGUUUUUUUUUUUUAAAUCUAUUCACAUAGUUCCUUCUAUUCCAUACUCCCUUAUUGCUUCUUUUACUUGUAACAGUGGAAAAAAGUUUCAUGCAGACUUUGGUUUUAACCCAUUAACAGGUAGGAUUACUUAAGGGUAAUCACAAAAAGCUAAAGUUUUGACAGAACUUCUGGAAGCCACUUACCCCACCCCCUUGCUCAAGUUACAAAAGGCUGCCUUGGGUCUCAUCCAGGCAGCAGCCACUAUCCCAGCCACAAAUUUACCAAGUGCGCUUCACCCAUCAUCCAGAUCAUUAAUGAAGAUGUUAAACAGGACUGCACCCAUUAUUGAUCCUCAGGGUACCCCUGUCACUACCGGCCUCCUAGUGGGAGAUUUUGCACCAUUCCCUAAUCCUAACCUUCUCAUUUUCUUGAUCAAUUUCCUAUUAGUUUGUUUUACUUAGGAUGAUAUUUGGUUCUAUGCCCUACCAUAAAGGUUAAAAUAAGCAUGAAUACAUGAUGGCACACAGUCAUUGAAUAGAUCUUUUCUGUCACUGACAUUAAGAGAUUACCUAAAUCCACAUCUGCUUUCUAGAUGAAGCAAAAAAUAUUAUACACAAAUUCCUGCCUUUUUUUCCACAGAAUUGUAGACAGACCUCAAAUAAUGUAUUUUUUAAUUUAAAAAUGAAAUUUCACUUUCUUUCUACUUUCCUAGCAAGUGUAUCUGAUUAUUUUCUAUUUGUUUGGGAAAUGUUCAUUUUCAACAAGAAAAUGCAGAAAAUCACUUAAGUAUUAAAAAAUAUUUCUUACCUGAGUUCUUUGACUGAUUAAAGAUAACAGACAAAUUAGUUACUUCAACCUGAACACAGUAGCAGUCUAAGAUACUGUUAAAUUCCAAGUUUUUCAAGUCUUUAGUAAGUCACUUUUGAUUAAAGACUAUGAUAAGUCACACCUUCACAAAGUCCUGCUUACUUAUGUAAAUUAGCUCCUUUUCUCAAGUUGCCUUAAAUGAAUGUGAAGCUUAUUAAACACCACAAAUGGACAUCACUGUUUUGUCUGAGCUUUGCAAUGAUGAUGCUCCAAAGGAGCUACCUUGCUGUUCUAAAAAGAUUGAAAGAAAAAAAUUAUCCAUGCUAAAGAAAUGUUUAAGUAGUUCUAAACAAUAGAUGGGAUUAGAAGGCUUAUACAAAGCCUUAUCCUUAAUGUGACUCAUUUAAAAGACUGAACUCAUCACUCACUGAAGGAGUUUCCAUUCAGUCUGUAAAAUAUAUAAAGAUGGGCACAGAUGGAGAACAUGUUAAUUUACACCUGAAAAGCUUAGAGUUUGAAAACUGCUUACCUUAUAUGAAAGCAUUAAGUAAUUAAGAAUGUGUAUCUCAUCAUAUAUGUUAAUACUCUCUCUUUUUUCUCAAGGUUUUCUAAUCUCAGUUUCAAAAUCUCUGCAAAAAGCAGAUGAAGAUAUGCUGCUAACUGCAAUCAAUCUAGGAAGAACCCUUCGAAAUGGAGAUAGAACUGAAAAGAGAGGAGCAGUGCCUUUGCUGAAACGUUAUAAGAUUGAGGAAAGCUUCUUGGAUGAAGACGAUGACAGAAGAUUAAAGUUUUUUGACACUGAUUCCAGACAUGAUUUCUUAAAUCAUGGUGUACCUAUCAGUGCAGGCAGAAAGCAACUACCUUAUCUUGCACUGAAGGGAGCCAUUGCUUUUCCAGCUGACACUGAAAUUCAGAAUAUUGAAUCAAUACAGGAAAGAGAGACAGUGGAAGAAGAAAAUUCAGCUAAAUUCCCCAUAGGAAGGAGAGAUUUUGACAUGCUCAGAUGCAUGCUGGGAAGAGUCUAUCGACCCUGUUGGCAAGUCUGAAAACUACUGACUCACAGCACCUUCUUUGAAAAAGAUUAAAUAUUUUAUUGUGAGUUUAACAUGAU
Molecule: messenger RNA, 3154 nt
Organism: Lagopus muta (rock ptarmigan)
Lineage: Eukaryota; Metazoa; Chordata; Aves; Galliformes; Phasianidae
Gene: PMCH
Product: pro-melanin concentrating hormone
Exons: 3
Coding region: 2601-3089 (162 amino acids)
Biological process (GO): chemical synaptic transmission; behavior
Molecular function (GO): type 1 melanin-concentrating hormone receptor binding; melanin-concentrating hormone activity
Source: RefSeq, a predicted model, not a curated record